AAAUGUCCGAUAUUCGUAAAAUUUCCUCCAGAAAGUCAUAGUACUUAAAGGCGGCAAUCCGGUGGUAAACUUGUCUGACGCCUUCCAGAUACCAGUCCGGGCAAACAACACUGCUACUUACAGCAGAGGUGAUGUAUCUGUAUCUUCGUUGGAUUCUGCUGGCCACCGGUAUCGGUGUAGUUUCAUCACAGACACGUCUCAAUCUUAAUAGUUAUCUGCAGCCGGACCGAGUUACCCGCCAACAGUUUGUAAGCCCGCCUCGGGGAAGCAGUCUUUGCGCCAGGCAAUGCGUGAACGGGGAAGCCCCCAAGAUAUGCUACUACAAAUGGCUUGCCGAGAACUACGUCACACUUGGACCGGCUUGUGGAAACUGCCCUGUUAACGUGACUGCAUGCGACGAACCUCAGUGUGUGGUUGCGAACGGUUAUGAAAAAUCUGUCCUCACAAUCAACAGAAUGGUACCUGGACCUAAUAUACAGGUAUGUCUGGGUGACCGUAUUAUCAUCGACCUGCAGAAUAACAUCGCUGGAGGCCAAAUGGCUAUCCACUGGCACGGAGUGUUUCAAAGAGGGACGCAGUACAUGGACGGAGUACCCAUGGUGACCCAGUGUUCAAUUCAUGAGGCAGACGUGUUCAGAUAUGACUUCCUGGCCAAUAACGAAGGAACCCACUACUGGCAUUCCCAUGACGGUUUACAGAAACUGGACGGCAUCCAGGGCAACCUCGUAAUCCGCACACCAAAGGCGAAAGACCCGAACGGAAAUCUGUAUGAUAUCGAUGUCCCCGAACAUACACUCAUGAUUUUGGACUGGAUGAAUACCACGGCUGAAGAGAGAUUCCCAGGUCUACGUCAACGGGAACCAGGGCAGAUGCCAAUAACAUUCCUUCUCGACGGCAGAGGACGUCCUAAGCUAUUACCAGGUCAGCAGAACGCUUCGCCUGUCCCGUAUAAGGAGGUGUGGGUGGAGCAAGGCAAGAAGUUCCGCCUGCGGUUUGUGAGCGGUUUGUGUACAGUGUGUGGUGCUCAAAUCUCCAUAGAGAGCCACGGCAUGACGCUCAUCGCUACAGAUGGCGCUCCCGUCAAACCCGUCAAUAUCGGAUCCAUCGACUUAUUCUCAGGGGAGAGAUACGACGUGGUACUGAACGCAAACCAGACCCCAGGCACGUACUGGAUUCACAUAAGGGGACUAGCAGAGUGUUCCGAACCUGGUAUAGAAAUAUAUCAGUUGGCAGUCCUGAGGUACCUUGGCACCAAUCAAGCUAGGAACGACCCGCCAGGAUACAACGGUGGUUUCGGCAAUGGCGGAACGGUACUAAACCCUCAAAAUGCCUCAUGUGCAACUGGACAAGGUGGUUUGUGCGUUUCACAACUGACGGGUUUGAUUCCUGACAAUGACAACGUCUUGAGCAGGCCGCCUAACUUCAACAUAGUCUUAUCGUUCGGCUUCCACAUUUUCGACAAUUUGCAGGAAACUUUCAACAAGGGGAGAUACGAACGGUUUUUUGUGGCCCCGGACAGGACGGUUUUAACCAGCUGGAUAAACAACAUCUCCUUCAUAUCACCGCCAUCGCCUCUCCUCAGCCAGGGGCCAGAUACCCCAAGAGAAAUGUUCUGCCCCGUUGGAAGAGAUGGAUUCCCUCAAUGCCCCACUAACACAACCUCCGCCGAUUACUGUGAGUGUAUCUACGUCAUCAAGAUACCACUUGGGGCCGUCACUCAAAUCGUCAUUGGUGACCUCUUACCAGUUGCUGAUCUCCACCACCCUUUCCAUCUUCAUGGGUACCAUUUCUACGUCAUGGCCAUGGACCAGUUCAGGAACGGAGAAACCUUGCAGAGUGUCAGUAAGGAACUCUUGCGAACGAACUUCAGUCGUUCAUUACUGCCCGCCCUUAAGGACACAAUAACCGUACCUUCCAAUGGGUACGCUGCCAUCAGGUUCAGGGCCGAUAAUCCAGGUCUGUGGUUCUUCCAUUGUCAUUUUAUGUACCAUUUGGCGACUGGUAUGGCUGUAGUUAUGCAGGUAGGAAAUGAUGGUGACUGGCCUCCUGUACCACCGAAAUUCCCGAGAUGCGGCAAUUACCAACCCACGCCAUAUUUGGAAGACUAUUCGAAUAUAAUCCGUGGUUAAAACAACUCUCCUGAAGACCAAUACACGUAUUUUGGUUAGUGACUUCGUAUGACGAAUGAAGACAUAGUUUGUCGAAUUGUAAAUAUGGAAUGACAUGUUGAUAACCUCUAAAAACGCAAACACAAAUGUAUAAAGGCUUUGGUAAAUACAUACAGCUUAUACCCUCAUCACAAAAAACAA
Messenger RNA from Zootermopsis nevadensis, 2309 nucleotides. The record is from RefSeq and is a predicted model, not a curated record. NCBI's taxonomy places the organism in Eukaryota, Metazoa, Arthropoda, Insecta, Blattodea, Termopsidae.